Molecule: messenger RNA, 1885 nt
Organism: Yamadazyma tenuis ATCC 10573
Lineage: Eukaryota; Fungi; Ascomycota; Pichiomycetes; Serinales; Debaryomycetaceae
Source: RefSeq, a predicted model, not a curated record
CAUACAUUUUUUAUCAAGUUCCUUCUAUAUCGUCUUUCGUUAAUGUCUGAGUUCAAUGAAAUGGUCCGUGCCUUGAAGGCUACUCUCGACCAGUUGGAACAAAAGGAAAUUAAAUCUCAAUCUGAUUUUCAAUCUCGAGUUACUUCCAACAACGCUGCCUCCACCCCGGUUAAAUCCAUGGAUUUUGCUGCCGUUUCCCAGAAGUACAUCGACUUCACGUAUGAGAACCCCACCAUCUACCAUGUGGUGUCUCACUUUUCCGGAAAGUUGGAAGACAAUGGGUUCACUUACCUUUCUGAAAAGAAGACAUGGUCCGACUUGAAACCAGGUCGUUACUACACGGCCAGAAACGGUUCUUCUUUGAUAGCCUUUGUCGUGGGUCCUGACUGGACGGCCAAGAGAGGUGUUGGAGCCAUUGGCUCGCAUAUCGAUGCGUUGACCGUUGCUCUCAAACCCAACUCCACUAAACUGAAAGUUGACGGCUACGAAUUAUUGGGUGUUGCUAAUUACGCCGGUACGUUGAGCGACAGCUGGUGGGACCGUGAUUUGGGUGUUGGAGGUCGGUUGUUGAUCAGAAAAGAUGGAAAGCUUGUCACUCAAUUAGUUGACUCCUCUCCUAAUCCAAUUGCCCAUAUCCCUACAUUGGCCCCCCAUUUUGGAACUCCAGCAGUUGGUCCUUUUAACAAGGAAACUCAAGCGGUUCCGGUCAUUGGAUACCUGUCCGAGGAUGAUGAACCACCGACUGAAGAAGAAAAAUCGGCUCCAUUAUAUGGAAAACACUCUUUGAAUGUGUUGAGAUAUGUGGCCAAGCUUGGAGGUGUAAAGGUCAGCGAUAUUUACCAAACCGAUUUGCAAUUAUAUGACGUUCAAAAAGGGUCCUUUGGAGGUUUGAAUAAGGAAUUCAUAUACUCACCUCGUAUUGAUGAUAGAAUUUGUUCUUAUGCUGCUAUUGAAGCAUUGGUGGAUGCUGCAAAUGGAGGAGAACUUCCAGAUGAUGGAUUCUCUCUUGUAGGAUUGUUUGACCAUGAAGAAAUCGGGUCUGCUACCAGAACCGGUAUCAAGGGUGGUUUAGUUGAGUCCACUGUUGCUCGUGUGUUGGCUUCAGAAUACUAUGCAUCUGCUACCCCAGUUGAAGAAGAUAUUAGGUUGGCUUAUGCUAACACCAUCAUUCUUUCUGCCGACGUCAGCCAUUUGUUGAAUCCUAACUUCUCUAGCGUCUACUUGGAGCAUCACAAACCACUUCCAAAUACUGGUUUGGCAUUAGCUUUGGAUCCUAAUGGUCAUAUGGCUACCGACUCUACUGGAGUAGCAUUGGCUGAAGAAUUGGCUCGUAUCAAUGGAGACAAAUUACAGUACUUCCAAAUCAGAAAUGACUCUAGAUCUGGUGGUACCAUUGGUCCUUCUAUCUCCUUACAAACUGGAGCUCGUACCAUUGAUUUGGGUAUUCCUCAAUUAUCGAUGCACUCUAUUAGAGCUGCUACUGGUGCUCGUGAUUUAGGAUUAGGUAUCAAGUUCUUCACCGGGUUCUUCAUCAACUGGAGGACUGUCUACGAUACUUACCUGGAUUUGUAGACUGCUGGAAAACAGCCUUACUUAGAGUAUAUUAAAAUGAACACUGAUUAGCAUUACGUUUCUCGCCUGUCUGUUUUGCAGCUAUUGCUGGAGCCCUCACCAAACUAUUUCCAUAUACUAUUUCCGGAUUUACUUUGACAACAAUUCAUGUCUAUCUGCGUUGAACACGUUUUAUAACCUGAAUGUCGCUUCUAGGACCUAUUAACCAUAUCUGUGACAGCUUUAGUUUGCCCAAUGUGCUACUUCUGCAACUGGUCAGUUAUUGCACGACCUCGCAUUUUUUUAUCAUACAGCGUCAAUACUCUGCCAACUG